AACUAUUAAUCACAAAACCUCACAAGCGCCAUUUUUGGCCAUUUAAUAUUAAACCCUUUCCUGAAAAAAAUGAGAAAGAAAGAAGAAAAGAAAUCUCUUUCCCACGGAGAUGGAGUCAACCCCAAAAAGCCAGCAACCCAUCAUCGUAUCAUCACCAUUUUUUAUAAUAACCAAACACUCCCUCUCUUUGUAGGAAACUGAAACAAGAAAAUCAUGCAGUUUCUGGAAUCUUGAAAGAAGAAAAAAAAAAAAAAACUUAAGGGUGUAAAAGGGCAGUGAAGUAUGUAUGAGUAUUUAGUAGUAGUUAGUAAGUGGAAAAAGGGGAGACGCACGUUGAUUCAUGACGACGCAUGAAAAAGUGUGUUUCCUUGAGGAGUUUAUGUACGGCUCUAUCUUGUUACCAAGAUGUGCAUUUUUAUCCUCUUCUUCCACUUCACCUUUCACUAUGUCUUUUUCUUUGCUUUAAAUAAAUACAUAAUCUUCCAAACAAGGCACUGCUGCAAACCUUGUGACCGACUUCCUUGUUCUUGUUAGAAUUGGUGUUGGUGUUUACUUCUUCCAAUGAUGUUAAAAUUUGAAAGCUUUGUCAUUUAGUCUUUACUUGCUUGGAGGGAGGCAUUGAAGUAUGUCGGUUUUGUAAUGGAAAGUUUAACUUUUUUUUGUUAAGGGUUUCAAUCUGAUCACUCUCUGUUUUUCUUGGACUUUUUUUUUUAUUGCAUUCAACUUAUUGUUAUUGUUGUUUAUCUGAUCUUUGUUGAUGCUUUUGAAUUGUGUUUUUGCAGAUUUGGUAGUCGGGUAUUAAAAAGAUGAAUACCAGAGUCAGAACGUCUCUACAGUCUAGGAAAGUUCCAGGGAAGCAUGUAAAAGAGAAGGCUGAAAUGCAGGGGACCAAGCCAACAGUCGCAACAAAGGUAAUGAAAAAUCGACCAGCCUCAAGCGAAGAGAGAAAAAUGGCCCUACUGCAAGAUGUUGAUAAACUGAAGAAGAAGCUUAGACGGGAAGAGAACAUUCAUAGAGCUCUGGAGAGAGCUUUUAACAGACCUUUGGGAGCUUUACCUCGUCUUCCUCCAUAUCUCCCUCCUUCUACAUUGGAGCUUUUAGCAGAAGUGGCAGUAUUGGAAGAGGAGGUUGUACGGCUCGAAGAGCAGGUCGUGCACUUUAGACAGGACUUGUAUCAAGAAGCUGUCUAUAUAUCAUCGUCAAAAAGGAACAUGGAGAAUUCAGCUGGUUUGAGUGAGCCUUGCCCAGAUAAUAGUACUAAACCUCAGCAACCUAAAAUGUUAACUCGAAAUACAUCCAUGGCAAGGCAUUUUCUAUCCUUUUCAGAUGAUAGGAGAGGAAAAGAGAACCAGUCUUGUACUAAUUCCACAAAGAGCAAUAAUGGAUCCAUGAUAUAUAAAAGCCAAUCAGUAAGAACACCUGUGAAGAGACCUCUGAUUGAUUCAAAGCCAGCAGAGAAACGUUUAGAUCCUCAAAAGUUGCAGCUAGAAAGCAGAGUGAGAGAAGAAGAUAAUGCAGAAGAAAGAAGUACUAGCUUUCCAGAUGAGAGACCGUUGGGAGAUGAUGCCCCAAAUCAAGUUUCUGAGGAACUUGUAAAAUGCUUGUCCAGCAUUUUCUUAAGAAUGAGCUCAACAAAGAGAAAGUCUACUGCAGAAAAUUUUCCUUCAUUAUCAAUGUUAGGGUCCCAAGAAAGCAGUGAAGUAACAGAAUUCCGGGAUCCUUAUGGUAUUAGUUCAAAUUAUGGAAGGAGGGAUAUUGGCCAAUAUAAGCAUUUGUUUUCAAUUGAUGCUUCCUCAAUCAAUCCAAAUCGAACAUCAAAUUCUUUAUUUCUGCUGCGCAGGUUGAAACUCCUCCUUGCGACACUUGCCUCUUCCAACUUUCAGAACCUUAACAAUCACGAAAAGCUCGCAUUCUGGAUAAAUAUCUACAACUCAUGUAUGAUGAAUGCAUUCUUAGAACAUGGAGUGCCAAAGAGUCCGGAGAUGGUUGUGGAAUUGAUGAGAAAGGCAACCAUAAAUGUUGGGGGACGCUUGCUAAAUGGAAUAACUAUUGAACACUUCAUUCUCAGAUUGCCUUACCACUCAAAAUUUACCAUUUCCAAGGGUGCCAAGAAUGAUGAAAUGACUGCCAGGAGCAUUUUUGGAUUGGAACUAUCUGAACCAUUGGUAACAUUUGCCCUCUCAUGUGGAAGCUGGUCCUCUCCUGCUGUGCGAGUAUAUACUGCUUCUCAAGUUGAGAACGAAUUGGAGGUGGCAAAGAAAGAGUACUUACAGGCUGCAGUUGGAAUUUCGUCAACCAAGUUUGCAAUCCCUAAGCUGUUGGACUGGUACUUGCUUGACUUUGCGAAGGACUUCGAUUUGUUGCUUGAUUGGAUUUGCCUUCAAUUACCUAGUGAACUAGGAAAAGAAGCAAUUAAGUAUCUUGAAAGAGCCAAAAGCGAGUCUCUUCUACAGUUUGUUCAAAUUAUGCCGUAUGAAUUCAGCUUUAGGUACCUUUUAUGCACAUAAUAAAUUAGGUUGGCUUCACCUAAAAUUUUGUUUACAUGGUUCUAAGGGCGUUGGAGUACUGCUUUUCUACACAAUCUCAGAUUUGAUACUACAAAACUUAGUAGUGAGAGGAAUGUUUAUCAGGGAUUUCUGCAUGUAAUUAAUAAGAACGUUUUGGGAGAAGCUAUACAAAAAAGUGAUUCUUUUUCCAAUUUGUGCCUACACAAUCUAUAUUAUUGAUGCCUCAAACUAUA
Molecule: messenger RNA, 2740 nt
Organism: Durio zibethinus
Lineage: Eukaryota; Viridiplantae; Streptophyta; Magnoliopsida; Malvales; Malvaceae
Source: RefSeq, a predicted model, not a curated record